CCGAUUACAAGGAUGUCAUAUGUUGCAAUGUGGGUGUACUAUAUUGUUUUGUGGCUAUGACCAUCAUUUCUAGGGCGAUCCAAUUUGUAGUUGCGCAACGCAAAGCCAACUGGAUGUUAAAGGGCCGCUGCUCUCAGAGAAGGAUAUUACUUCUUUAAAACAGGAGAGUGAAGUAUCUGGUUGGUUUAUAAAGCGUUAGGCACUACGCGGUUCGACUCCUAACAACGCAACCAUCUUUCGCUUUUGAGUCAUCGAUUGCGUAGUAACAACGAAUUGCGUUCGUUUGAUUUAUCAUACUUUCAACGGAAGUUUAAGCUACUGAAUAGAUCGGUUAUCCGCACUUCGAAAGCUGAACAUAAUUAUGGGGAGCACCUUCUACUGCAAUAAUCGUUUUCAUCCGUAUGCUUCUGAGAUCAAAUCCAGACAGCCAAACACAGAAACGACAACAGAACAUCGAAAGCCUGAAAAUCCUCCAAGCAACAUACCUAGUCAACAGAACACUGACACAAAAUCUACGAAGGACUCAUCUCAAGUUUUGCAAAUCGGAAAAUACCUUAUAUUCGCAAGGAAUAUAUGGAAUUCUUCAUUGCAUCGUGCUGUGGACGUGGAAACCCGUAAAGAGUAUUCGUGUCGUGUUACGGGGAUAAAUAAAUAUAGAGAAUUUGUCACUCCGUAUUUCGAGAUAGAGGAACAUGAAAAUGUGAAUAAAAUAGUAGAGGUUUUACUUGGAGAAGAUCAGGCAUACGUAUUUUUUGAACCGUCGUUUGGCGAUCUACAUUCGCAUGUUAGAGCAAAACGGAGACUGAAAGAAGUAGAAUGUUGCAAACUUUUUAAACAAAUCGUCGAGAUUGUUGCACAUUGCCACGAAAAUGGAGUUAUACUUCGAGACUUGAAGCUUAGAAAAUUUUGUUUCCAAAAUAUGGAAAGGACUCGUUUGAAACUAGAAACAUUAGAUGACGCCUAUAUUUCACACACCCACGAAGAUGUCUUGACAGAUAAGCACGGUUGUCCAGCUUAUGUGAGCCCAGAAAUACUUGAAUCCACUAAUGGCUACUCAGGAAGAGCUGCAGAUAUAUGGAGCUUAGGCGUGAUGCUGUACACCAUGUUGUUUGGAAGAUACCCCUUUCAUGACAAUGAGCCAUCUGCUUUGUUUUCGAAAAUUCGAAGCGGUCAUUUUGUCCUACCUGACUGCAUAUCAUCAAAAGCAAAGUGUCUGCUCAGAUCAAUUUUAAGAAGAGAACCAUCAGAAAGACUGUCAGCACAAGAAAUUCUAGAACACCCUUGGUUUAGAUCUCCAGUCACGUCCACAACUUCCAGUAGAUUUGAAAGAAGAUAUGUUGACCAAUGUGUUCCAGAUUUAGAAGACAGUAAAAUCACAUCAUAGUACUUCCUUUAAAACUUAAAAAAUUAGGUUUUUAAUCGUUUUGACCGUGAAGGUUUUUGGCUGCUUUGUCAAUCUAUGAUUUAGAGUAGACUAACAUAUUGAAAAUUAUCACAGUAAACAACAUUCCAUUUAUAGCUAGCCUCUAGACACCUCUCAGUAAAAUAGAAUGCUGAUUAAUGAAAUUCUGUUUAUGCCCGUUAUUUUCAUUCAUAUAUGAAAUAUGAGGUCUUACUACAAUUAACUAAGCCAUUCCAACUAUAGGGUAGAUUUUCUGACUUGGUAGACAGGCAAAUUGUUGCCUGAGCUCUGCACAACCCUCAAAGGUCUUUAGCUAGAAUAAUUAGCUUAUUCUAUUUUGCACUAGUAGAAUACCUAAAUUAUAUUUUGAAAUCAAUUGUAACAAAGUUGUUAUAUAUAUUGUAAAAAGUCUGGGAAUUUCCAUUCAGCUAAGGUCUCAGUUUUGCAUCUUCGUGUCAUCGCAAAAUAUGGUAAUUUUUUAUUUUUAAGAAAGACAAACACUUGAGGGGAAUUCUUGAAUGGUCCUCAUGAAAGGAGACGUUUCUAGUUGCAUGCACUUUGCCUUGGAUAGGUUUAAAAUUUACUUUGAAUUUUAGGGGGAGGCUGGUACUUUGUGAGUUUCCUUUUACAUAAAGUUCUUAAAAACAGUUAUUAACGAUAGUUACGAAUAUUAAUGAUCCUCCCAUUCAACCUCCCUUUUCUAGCAGUUAGUCUAGAGUGUCAUUCAAAGUGUUUGCUUUCGUGGGGACCAAUAUUCAAACUUUAUUCAUAAUUUGUUAAUAACGUUAAUGUUAAUAUUAUAAAUAACACCACUGGGUGGUUUUUAUCUGUUGUGUGUUGAUGUUUAAAAACUAGUCUGAUGUGUAGUAAAGAAAAAGUAUGCACAUCUCAUUUA
Molecule: messenger RNA, 2297 nt
Organism: Rhopilema esculentum
Lineage: Eukaryota; Metazoa; Cnidaria; Scyphozoa; Rhizostomeae; Rhizostomatidae
Product: tribbles homolog 2
Biological process (GO): protein phosphorylation; positive regulation of proteasomal ubiquitin-dependent protein catabolic process; regulation of MAP kinase activity
Cellular component (GO): nucleus
Molecular function (GO): mitogen-activated protein kinase kinase binding; ATP binding; protein kinase activity
Source: RefSeq, a predicted model, not a curated record